This is a messenger RNA of Funneliformis mosseae, 954 nucleotides long. The record is from the annotation of a GenBank genome assembly. NCBI's taxonomy places the organism in Eukaryota, Fungi, Glomeromycota, Glomeromycetes, Glomerales, Glomeraceae.
AUGGCAGACCAAAGCAAUAAUUUUACGAUUUCAACUGAACACGAGUUUAUUGAACCGAUUAAACGAAUUAACAAUCAAGCUGAUGUUGACAAAUGGGUACGAUCUGAAGCCUAUUUAAGGUUAAUAAAAUUCACCAAAUCUUUAAAUGAAAGUGUCAUAAAUCAAGGGAAUUCUAAACCUUGUCACGUCUCAGAGAUGACACAAAAUGUGAUCAAUUUGUUAGAAACAUUAACGUCAUGGAUUGACGAAAUUCCACCUUUACCCACACCUCAAAGGUUUGGUAACAAAGCAUUUCGCACAUGGGUUACUCGCUUGGAACAGAAUGCAGUUCGAUUGCAUCAAGAUAGAUUAUUACCAACGCAUGUACAUGGUGCUAUUGUUGAACUUGUCCCAUAUUUUAAAGGAGGAUUUGGAAAUGCUACAAGGAUUGAUUAUGGAAGUGGACAUGAAUUGAGUUUUGUAACUUGGUUAUGUUGUUUGAAUCUAAUAGGAGUAUUUCAACGAGAGGAUUACACAGCAAUCGUGAUAAAGAUAUUCACAAAACGAUUGCAACGCGUAUACAUGCUUGAACCAGCUGGUAGUCAUGGAGUUUGGGGAUUGGAUGAUCAUCAAUUCCUUUCUUAUUAUUGGGGAAGCGCACAAUUAAGAGAUCAUCGAAAUCUUAAACCAAAAUCAAUACUAUCAGCAGAUCUAGUUAAUAUGUAUGCAGGCGAAUACAUUUACUUUGAGUGUAUUAAAUACAUACACGAGAUUAAAAGAGGGCCAUUUCAUGAACAUUCACCAUUAUUACACGAGAUUUCAGGAGUUAUAAGUUGGACAAAGGUCAAUUCAGGAUUAUUAAAAAUGUUCAUUGCAGAUGUAUUAAAAAAAUUUCCUAUAGUUCAACAUGUUUUAUUUGGUAGUUUACUACCCUUCAAAGAAUAUAAUGGUAUAAUAGAUGAAAGUAGUUUAUAA